This is a messenger RNA of Bemisia tabaci, 13357 nucleotides long. RefSeq names its product mediator complex subunit skuld (gene skd). Gene Ontology annotation, cellular component: mediator complex. NCBI's taxonomy places the organism in Eukaryota, Metazoa, Arthropoda, Insecta, Hemiptera, Aleyrodidae. Gene Ontology annotation, biological process: positive regulation of transcription by RNA polymerase II. Gene Ontology annotation, molecular function: transcription coactivator activity. The record is from RefSeq and is a predicted model, not a curated record.
UCUUGACAGUCGCCAUGAAAGGUGAAAAUCCUUUUCGUUAUCCUGAGUUUUUAGUGAAAUUUUAAUUGUUUUAAAUGUCUUAUUUCAGUGAUUAGUGGUGCUAAGGACGCUCUAUAAGAUGGAUUAACAAUGACACAUCAGAAUCAUCAGACUAACGGCGCUAGUCUCGAAGAUUGCCACACGAAUUUCUUUGCAUUGACGGACUUAUGUGGCAUAAAAUGGCGUAAGUGCAUAUGGGGCGAGAGCGGGUUCAACCCCGAGCCGCUGCAGGACCCGGUGUUGGCGAGCUUCUCGAAAUGCUUGGCGGCGGACAUUCUGUGCGUCUGGAGGAGGGUCGGCGCCCAGCAGCAGACCCCCGUCGGCGUCGGGCCCGGGCCCGGGGGGCUCUUCGACCCCAUCGGGCUCCCCCAUUCACGGACGGUGGCGCCGCCCCUCUCCCUCCUGGCCGCCAAGGAGCUUUGGAUCUUCUGGUACGGCGAGGAGCCCGACCUCUCCGGCCUUGUUGCUCCCGAACUUCUCUCCACCGAAGGAGAACAAGGCUCAUGGGAAAGUGGCUUAUCUUACGAAUGUAGGUCUCUGCUCUUUAAAGCUUUACACAAUUUGAUCGAGCGGUGCCUCCUGUCACGAGAUUUUGUUCGACUCGGGAAAUGGUUCGUCCAGCCCUACGAUGGAUCAGAGAAAGCUCUGGAGAAAAGUGGUCACCUGUCGUUCUCCUUUGCGUUCUUUGUUCACGGAGAAUCCACGGUUUGCGCUAGCAUAGACGUGCGACAACAUCCUCCAGUAAGAUCUUUGACAAAACACCAUCUGUCUCAGACUCAGGCAGUAUCAGGAGCUCCUGGUGUGCAAGUCAUACUAGCACCAUUUGGCCUCUCAGGAACAUUAACUGGUCAAACUUACAAAGCUUUAGACCCACAAACGCAUAGGCUUAUGGAAGAUUGGAAGCACUUCUAUCCCAUCAAUGUCUCUGAAAAUUCAGAUCUACCUUUAGCUGUCGAAGUCCUCGUUGGGAAUGUGAAACUACGGUAUCCAUCAUGUUAUGUUCUGGUAACGGAUUUAGACGAGUCAACAGGUGCAUUGCUCGCUUCAGCUCCCUCUAAUAGUAUGAAAACAAGCUCUCUUCCUAGUACUGGGGUAACAGUGUCCGUUGUACCUCAUCAUCAACAUCAUCCAGACUCAAUGGUUCAUGCAUCAACACCUGCAACGGAACUCUCGGAACGUGUCUGGCAGGAUUGUUUGAUCGGUGUUACAACGACGAAACCUUCCCAAACAGCCACCACCACAACGACAGCAUCAACUAACAAUACCAAACAAAUUAGUAGUAAUAGCAACAGUGGAAACAGUACAUCCAGUAGUAAUACAACAAAUAAUAGCAGUGAGGCCCAGUUGGGUCAUUGGGACUUUUCCGAUGCAACGCUAAAAAAGCCUUGCUCCUGUUCAAAGUGUAAAAAGGUCGGUACUAAAGUAAAUCAAGGUAAAAACCAGAGUGGGAAUUUCGAUGGUUUGAAAGGUGGCCAAGUAGCUCGUAACCUUCGUACCCCUUUUCAUCGUCGCCCACUCGCUCAAAAGAACACCGACGAUUGUUCGAACCCGUUAACAAGACAUGUGAUCGGUAGUUACAAUCCUAGCGGAGCCUCAACCCCUCACCAUGGCCACCACCACCAAAGUGACUCACUGCUGGCGGCACCAUCAACGCCCUCUGUCGGAGCGCCCUCCCCACUCACGAAUCCCCAUUCUGUUCCUCAACCAUCAUCCGUGCCCUCCUCUAUAGAUCCAACAAUGCCUACCCUUUCGCCCCAACACCCCACACCCCUACAACAGCCAAAUACUCCUAGUAAUGAUGAGAAGGUUACCAGAACACCAACGUCGGACCUGCAUGGAGGUCCGAAAUCGGUUUCAUCUGUAUCGAAUCAGGUCUUCUCUCCGUACACCUCUGCGGGAAGUCUUGAUUGCGGAAUCAAAAUGAGCAGUCAAGAAAGCAUUGGAGGCCCAGGAAGUGCGCCGCCUCCUGUUACAACCUCGGCACCCUCCCUGCAGUUGGCAUCACACCAGCUGCAAACCUCGACCCACAUGACAUCAACAGCUACCCCAACUGUACCAGUUGUCAAUCUGUUGAAAAGACCUGUGCUCUCUUCCAAAGAUUAUGAAUCUGCUCUCCUCGAAGAGGAGGUCCAUUCUCAACUCCUCUACGAUUAUUCAACGCUUGAUGCAUGGUUGAAUCAUCCUGUGAAACGAUUUAAACCGGCUGAACCAAAUACUCGGGGAGGUCCAGGCCCACCUAGAUUAUCUUCGUCUUCCUCUAGUUCUCUUUACAACAACCCUUACGCUCCACCUCUACCAUCCUCUCCUCCAGCUCAGUCACCCGUGUUUAUCAAAUCGGAACCGGGUCUAACCUCAAAUCAGGAGGAAGAUAAGAAAGACUUCGAAAUAACUGCUGCAAAUGAGCCUAAAUGUCCAACAACAACAGCCGAUAGCAUGUACAUAACAGAAAAUACAACUUUCAAGGACCUUGAUAGAUUGUUUGACAAUUCUGAUGAUACCUCUAGUGAUGAGACGCUACAAGUACCUACCCCUCCUGGAUCAAAUAAACCAGCUGGCAGUGAAGAUGGCGGGAGCUUAAAUAGCACAAAUUCAUUGCUUGUGAGACCUCCGCGUGGAAGCGGUACUUGCGGUACAGGAAUAUUGCGCCCGGAAGAACUGUCAAAAAUGUUCCCGACUCCUCCCUCUCUUGAACAUAAUCCAAACGCAUCGCCAUGUGGCGGGCAGCUCUCCGACACACCUACUCAUGAAUCUGUAUCGGACUAUCUGUUACCUGCUACUCUUCGGAUAAAACAAGAAACAUACCCAGACAUGGGUAGUCCUCCCGAAGAACCAAUUGAAGAUUGGUCCUAUGUAUUUCGACCGCCGACAACGUACAAAUUUGUGGGAUCUUCUAAGUAUGCGCCUUUACUUCAUCUUCCCAGUCAUAAUCUCCCUCCUGUAACGCUGCCUACUCCCAACGUGUACAAACCAUCGUACAUGUUCCAAAACAACAAUGCACCGCAACAACACCAUGUUGACAAAUCAAAUUCAAUUGUACCCAGCAUAGGAAAUAUUACAACCAGUUUCCAACAGCGGAAUCUCCCAUCUCAUCCGAGAGGAAGCCCGGCUCAUUUCCCUCCUAGUCCAAUGAAUUCGUGGCACAGAGGACCAGGAAGCACUGGCGUGAGAACGCCACUUCAAGCUCCGCCCCCCUACAGUCCUGCUACACCUACUGCCGGUCCCAAUUCGUACCAUAAUAAAAACAUCAACUCGGUCGAGCCUGCGCCUAGUAGUGUUUCGGGUGGUGUGCAAAAUUCUCGGACGCCAGAGGCCAACUCGCUUAUUGUAAAUAUUCUCCUAGGUGAUACUUUAAUGAAUAUCUUCCGUGAUCACAAUUUUGAUAGUUGCACAUUAUGUGUUUGUAACGCUGAGCUCGGAAGCUCAAAAGUUGUUGGCAAUAUUCGUGGUGCAGAUGCUGCUGUCUAUUUACCACAGACAUCAGUAGGAUCGCAAGUGUCGCCAUUCUCGCCUGGCUCUUCGUCAAAUCAUCAUAAUUUGGAUGAAGAUUCAAUUCGGUGUAGCUGCGGGUUCAGCGCGGUUGUGAACCGACGCUUAUCUCAUCGUGCUGGCCUGUUUUACGAGGAUGAGCUGGAAAUCACUGGAGUCGCUGAAGAACCUGUAGAAAAAGAUGACCUCAAUGGAGCAGCUGUGAGUGUGAUGGAUCGAGUACGAGAACAGUGUGUGAUAGUUCAUUCAGCUAGCAAUGCAUUGUUAAGAGCUGCACGUCUUCAUCGUCCACCCUCUGCUCCACCAACCUUUAACCUCCUAGAAUUUACAGAUAACAAUCAAGUGACGAUUGUCGCUUUGGAACAAGGUCGUCUGGCUCAGUUAGAAUCGUCCACAGUAGCUAUGUGCAAGGUUGAGGAAAUGGCAGCUAGACAGCAACAGCUUUUAUCAUCGCAACAUUGCGUCAGUAAUCGAUCGUGUAUUCAUCGCUGGCCAUUCUUAAGGGCACGGGGUCCGCGCUGUAAUCAGGACAUCAUUCGAGUUAUGAAAACACUGCAACCAUUAUUACAGGAUGCUAUCCAGAAGAAGUGUACAACGCGUCUGUGGGAUGCUCCAUACACCGUGUCAGGUCCGCUGACGUGGCGUCAAUUCCACCGGCUGGCCGGUCGCGGAGCAGAUGACCGCUGUGAGCCGCAACCAAUCCCUUCGAUAAUGGUUGGCCACGAGAAGGACUGGCUCUCGAUCUCACCAUACGCUGUGCAAUACUGGGAAAAACUGCUGCUUGAACCAUACUGUUACACUAGGGACAUUGCGUAUAUCGUUGUCGCGCCUGAUAACGAGUACAUUCUCCAAAGAACAAGAAGCUUUUUCAAGGAGCUAAGCUCUGUGUAUGAGGUUUGUAGGUUAGGUAGACAUUGUCCAAUUACCAAGGUGCUAAGGGAUGGAAUCCUACGAGUUGGCAAGUCUGCUGCAGCUAAAUUAGCGAAAGAACCGGUUGAUGAAUGGUUUACAAUGCUAGGAGAAAGUCAUGUCACGUCAAUGCUAAAACUCUAUGCUCAGGUUUGUCGGCAUUACCUGGCACCCCAGCUCUCUCAGUGUCCUAUGGAUCGAACUCUCUUGGAUCCACCGGAAGCUGCCAAUCAACCUAGACACGGGGAUCGGCCUGCUCCCUCGCCCAUGCCCCCUCCCAAUUCUGUCGAUGGUUCGGAUAAAGCUCCCUCCACGCCAAAAUCAGAGUCAACAGAUGAUAGCAAAGGGGGCGGUGACUCUGCUACGCCAUCCAGUCAAGAGCUCAACCAUGAUACAAGUAGUGAUGAAGAAGGCGAUCCUCCGGCCAUUGUCAUCUAUUUAGUCGAACCGUUCACGAUAGGCGCCGACAGUAAUCAUAAUGGUACUAGUGCGGAUGUUCAGCGGCUAGCUUGCCUAGGUCUACUCCGUUGUUUCAAUACUGUUCUAGCUAGUUUGCCAGAAAACAUCAAUACCAACAUCUCACUUCAGAUUAUAUCUUUGGAAAGUAUUGUGGAACUAGGUAGAUCUGGUGAUCGGAAGUGUAAACUCGAUGAUAUGCGUGCCUUAGCUAUGUCUGUAUUUUCUCAAUGCCGUCGUUACCUUUCUCAUACUUCUAACAUCAAGGCAUUGACAGGGUUCGGAACAGCAGCCAUGACAGACCUUUUCUUAAAGAACAAGGAUGAAAAGAAUAAGGCUCCAUACAAAGUGUACACUCCCCCGUAUAUUCUCACGUGUGCGCGGGAUAAAACAACUGGCGGUGGAAGUGGCGAUGGUGAUAUCCUUAGCGGUAGCAGUUCUAACAAUGGCGGACCACCAGCAGACCAGAAAUGUUCGGUACUUUACGUUUGUUAUUGUUUAAGUGAAGACCAAAGAUGGCUGCUGGCCUCAGCGACAGACGAGCAAGGGAUCUUGCUAGAUACCGCCACCAUCAAUAUUCACAUACCAAAUAGGAGUAGACGAAGAAAAGCAUCUGCAAGGAGAUUAGGGUUACAAAAAUUAAUGGAUUUCAUCCUAGGUGUCAUGUCUCAAAGUGUCACUCCAUGGAGGCUUAUCAUCGGCCGAGUUGGACGCAUAGGUCAUGGUGAAUUAAAAGGAUGGAGUUGGCUGCUAAGUCGGAAAUCUUUGUUAGAAGCUUCUAAACACUUGAAGGAAAUAUGCAGCCAGUGCAGUUUACAGUACCCAACAGAUGUACCAUCGAUCCUGAGUGCGUGUCUGGUUUCUCUCGAACCAGAUUCGGCCCUCCGCUUGAUGCCAGACCAGUUCACUCCUGACGAAAGAUUCAGUCAAGCGUCUGUCAACUGUCAGCUAUCAACACCGGAAGAUGUCUCUUGCACACACAUUUUAGUUUUUCCUACUUCUGCUACCACUCAGUCCUCUCAAACUGCAUUCCAAGAUAUUCAGCAUGGUAUCAAUACUGAGCUGGGUGAUGAUGAACUAUUUUCCGCUCUGAACGAUGAUAUGCCUGAAGGCAUGACAGACUUCAACGACAUCUUUGGCACUUGGACAGACGCUGACCCUAGUGGAGGUAGAUCUCCGAAUGGCAGUCCUCGAGGUCGAGGGGACUCCUCCUCGCAGCCAGGAAGCCCCAUGGGUGGACCCUCUGAUGACCAUAAUGUUUUUCCAUGCAAUGGAGGUCUUUCUAGAGGUGGUGGUGGCCUGAAUGAUGUUCAAGAAGAAGUGGGUGCUUUGUUACAACAACCAUUGGCCCUCGGCUAUUUAGUUUCAACAGCACCAGUUGGGAAAAUGCCCCGAUGGUUUUGGUCAGCUUGUCCGCACUUAGAAUCGGUGUGUCCAACGUUCUUGAAAUCAGCCCUUCACAUGCAUACCAACAACAUGCAACAGAAUCAAGCUGACGAGAUUCUUCAGCAGCAGACAACGGUUGCUGGGCAUCCACUAGACUCUCAAAUCACUACUGAUGUCCUUAGGUAUGUCCUAGAGGGGUACAACACUCUGUCCUGGCUAGCAAUGGACUCCAACACCCACGACCGAUUGUCCUGCUUACCAGUCCACAUGCAGGUCUUAAUGCAGUUGUACUACAUGACCUCCGCUCUUGUGUGACACGAGUAGAGAGAUUUAGCAGAAUUUGUGAUUUGUGAGUACUUAACCCAAUGGUCGUAUGUGUUCUAAAAGUUAUUUUAUUUUAUCAUCUGUUUUUAAGUAGUUUUCUUUUUAAAUAUUGUUAAAAAUCAGAUAUACCUCGAAAGAACCGUAACGUAAGUUGAAAAUAAAAUCCAAUCGAACAAAUUUACCGGAGAAAAACUGUACUCAAAACGAAUUAAGUUGAAAUUGGGCUGGAUCAGUCGAAAUAAUAAUGAAUGUAAAAAAUCUCGCAAUGGUUUUUCUCCCCUCUGUAAUUAGAAACCUCAAAUACCAUCUGUGAACAUUUUUUUUUUUUUUCAAGAAGCAAGUACCAAAAUCUUGUCAGUGUUGAGAAAUUGUGCUAAUGCCUAACAAAUUUUGAAAGAAAGAAAGAAUCCAACGAUAAGUAGGUCUUAAGCUUGUGAUAAGUAAAUUUCAGACAGACAUACCUAUGUCCUAGCUUAUGGAUGUUAAAAUUUCCUUCUAUCUUCAUCUUAACAGUAAUGACUUUGAAUCUCAGCUUAUUUUUGUCAGUGGACUAUCGUUAAAAAUUGCUGCUGACAAGACCAGGAGAUACUGUUUCUGUCAUAUUUGUAGAAUACAUGUUAGUUACUCAAAUUAUCUGUCUAAUAAUGCAUCUUUCAUAACAACUUGUUGAUUCAUUUUGUUAUUUCAACUUUUCAUCUUGUACACCGCUUUACUAUCUAAGAAAGAGCUGUAAAAGGUACUUCUAUUCUCAAACCUCGCAACAAAAAAAAAGGGAAAUUCUCUAUUCUUGGUCUCUCGUUUUGCCGAAUUGUAGGACAAAUUCUCCAGUGUUCUGUUACUUACAAAAUUAUCAUAAUAUUGAUUUUGCGUAAUAAAUCCAAUGAAAAAAAUCUGUCAAAAAAGCGCCUGUUUUUGGGGAAAUUUUAGGGAUUUCAUUAGAAUGUGGCCUAAACAAAACCUACUGAUGAGACAAUCCUCCAGUGAUAGUUUAAGCUUGAGUUCAAAGGUCAUUUUGGCAAUACAGGGUUGCAAGGUUCACUAUUUUUACCAUAAAUGCGAACAUGAAGUUCCUCGGUUGAAAAAUAAACCACACUCAGUUGAUACCAUUUCAUUUUCUGAGGCACAUUAUGAUCAGUUGAUAUACUGUUCCUCAGAAAAUAAAAGAAGAUUAACUGAAGUUGUUUUUUCAACCAAAGAGCUCCAAAAUGUAAGCAUUUUCUUGUGGUAACGAGCGUACACUUUGCAUCACUGUAUUGCCAAAACAAGCCUCGAAUCAACCUGAAACUUUCACUGGAGGAUUUCUUAUCAUGAGGUUUUGUUUAGGCCACAUUUGAAAGAAAUCUCAAAGUUCUCUCUGAAAGGGGCACUAAAUGACCCUUUUUAUUGAAAAGUUCUUCAUAAUGAAACAUGUCUUUCAAUCGGUAAAAUGGAAUUUUACUCACCUAGUGAGGACCUUAUUUUUCAUUCAGUCAUCUUCAGGAACAUAUAGACUUUUGUGAGAGUCAGGGGCCUGUUUUUUUUUUGUUUCUCCACCUUUUUCUUGUUAUCUCUUUCAAGUACUUAAUAUUAAGUCUAAUUAAUGUAAAUUUUAAUCCGAUUCAAAAUUGACAGCCUCUUUGUAGAACUGUUGCAAAUUUCUGCUGCUAAGAAGUAAACAGUGGAAUGAAGUCAGUGUGAAAAUGUACACUCUCUCAGCUUCCCUUGAAAUGUCGUUUGCUCACUUGGACCUUUUGAUAAAGUGCAGAGUCGUCCUAAAGACAAAUGUACAAUUUUAGUGCUUUUAGCCACUGCUGCAAAAAUGAACUUAUUUUUGGGUAGACUCAGUUUUCUUUUUCUUGGAACAGAGCUCUGCUACAUACUUUAAAGAUGAAAGAAAACAACAGCUUUAGAGUGAAAUAUUUGCCCUGUUCUGGAAUAUUUCUCUCGUAUCUCUUAUUUUUUUAUUUCAUAUGUAGUAAUUUCACUAAAGAAGAGAUUGCCAUUAGAAGUUGCAAGUCCCUCUUCAUAUUUCAUUGUCUGUUCAGUAACCCUUUUUUCAAAGCAGCAGUUUACAUUUUCCCUCUCUAAUUUUUGCUUGUGCUUCUGUCAGAGCCCAGAAAAUUUGACAUAAAUGCAGCUUUUGAGAAUCGCGUAAAAAUCAAUGAAACCUUGAAAUCUCUGCACUCCAUACUUUCAAAUUUUAGAAAAUUUUGUAUCAAUAUUUUUUUGUCUCUUUUUUUUCAAUCUAUUGACUGAGCAACAUGGAAGCAAUUUCCUCCUGAUUGAGUAUCCUGUGCAAUGUGUUUCGCUCUAAUCUGUGCAAUUUUGCUCGUAUUUUAGCAUAAUUUUAAAACUUGUCACUGUCUCAAAGUACCCUGUGGGAAGAGAUUCAUUCAUUUUAGCUUCUCCUCUUGUUCAGAAGAGACACAAUGAGAAAAUGUUUACUUCUGCAAGAUUCUUACCUAUUCUUUUAUCAUCCUGCAUGUACGAUAAUCUAUUUCAGUUGACUUUAUGGUUUCCUCAAACCAUAUUCAAAUUCUCUUCUGCACAUAACCUUUGACUGUCUAUAAUUAGGCAAACGCUCCUUCGGGAAAAUCUGGGAAUCCUCAGCUAACCAUUUCACUCUUUGCUCAAAGCAUUUUUAAGUUGACAAAGUAAUCUUUGGUAAUCUCGCUGUAUAUGGAAGCUUAUUUGCAACUGUGGGAUCAAAUUUAUCUAAAAUUAAGAGUCGACUGAUGUGUAAUUGCUGUUGGUCCUUGAAAUUUCUAAAAUUUUAUUUUUCUGCUGUCUGAAGAGGGUGUAGCUAAUCUAAGAAUCCCGUAGUCAGGAUUGUACAAAUUUUUUGAAGUUUAGCCCUAACUUGAAGCUACUUUUUACAUGAAACUUGAUAAGAACCUGUAGCAAUUAGUAGGGAUCUCAUCAAGAUUUUAUGUUAGGAAUUCAAUCCAAGCCCCAUCAUUUUUGCUCUUCAUUGCCUUAAAUUAUUUUGAGAAAGCUACUAUAAGUUAUGGCUUAUAAUUGUUGUGCUACUUUAAAUAAUUUUAGCAGGAGUUCCUGGAAACCCAAGAAUGUUUUAUCUAUAUCGUAUGAAUGAUGUUUGCAGAACUGAGUUAGAUGAAGAAUGUUGUCGGAAGUAUCUUAGUAUUACUGAAUGUGAGAUCCUUUUUUUUCCCCAAUUCCAAGCUCAUUCACCAAAAAAUUUUAUCUCCAGGAAAUUAGUUUCACUUGCCUUGCAAUUUGGUAGGAGAUGAUUUUUUGAGAGUCAGUAUUUUGGAGUUCUUACAGGAAUCAAAGAGUGUCAUAAACUGAUGGGUGUUUCUCAAGAGUUCUAUAAGUUUGCAGCUCCAAUUUGGCCAGCUUAUGACGAAGUCAGUCAGCAGGCCUUUGUGUUGUAUUCGAGUAUCAGUCAAGAAAAUAAGGGUUUUUAACAUUAUGAGAGACCCAGCUGAAAAGCUUGGUUAGGGGAAAGUUGCCUUAUUGAACUUCCUCUACUUGAAGAAAGUUAAGGGAUGAAGUAAUAUUUUAUGCAUCUUCAUAGUUCUUCGUUCAUCCGAUUUAGUCCUUGCAACUUAAAAUUGUGCGAGCUCAGGUUGCUCAUUCAUUAAGUUUAAUUCUAACCUUACAGAAAUGUAUAUUCUAAAUCUCUCAAUUAACUUUCAAAAUUACCCAUAGAUAGAUUUUGAUACUCUUCUUUGAGAAGUAGAUAUUUUUGUACCUUUGCAGUCAGGUGUAUUUCAUUUCAUUGUCAUUAUCAUUGCCAUCCUUUUCUCCCCUCUUUUUUAUCUAUCUCUUCUGAUUUAAGGUGUCAAGACGACUCAAUGUUUAGUUUAAAUGUCUGUUAGCCUCAUUUGCUUGAUGCAUUAAAACUAAACAAUUUUCGUUUUUCGUACGCCAAUCAAAAGACUCUGGGUAGUAAUUUAUCAGUUUUCAACAUACUCUUAGUUGACAUUGAACAUGAAAGCCCCCUGAACAGGAAAGCUCUCGUUGCAAAAUGAGCUUCUUGUCUUCAGUUUUGAAAUUUUACUAAUUUUCAAGGGUUAUUCAGCCUUCAGCCUGUAAUGUAAUAGCUGUUUUUACCUUCUUACAUUUGUUAGAGCAUUGGUUUUGAAAUGAUAACAUGUAAUAAUUAUCGAGGUCAUGAUUUUUUUCACCAUUUCUAUCAGCUGCGUUGGAGUAUUAGUAUGAAAAUACACAGUGGAAAAGGAACAGAUCAGAUUUAUACUUGAAGGCUUUACCAGAGUAAGUAGAUUAGCACUGCCCGCUUUCACAUUUCAGAAGCUCUCAACUGACACAGCUUUGGUAAUAUUUUUGUAAUGAAGAUGUGAACUAAAAGGGAAAGAAGAAAAAAUCCCUGAAGGAACAUGUGGUAAACAAUUAUUGGAUAACAUUGAUGAAUUCAUACUGUCAAGAAAAUUUGUAGAGACCAAGUUCCUUAAUGGUCCCUGAGAGUUUCGCACAUGACCUUCACAAUCUUGACUACCUUACAUAGUAUUUUUCGCACGUGGGGCAGAAAUGAAAGAAAAAUUCAAAGAAGUACCAGGUGGUGACAUUGCGUAGUUGGCAUUUGAGCGCUUUUAAAUUUAAAAGAGGAAUGUGAAAUAAUUUAAUACUCAAACUGUCAUUUAAACCUUCCUUGUACUCAAUUUCAUCUAAUUUUUAGGCUAGAAUUAUAUUAGUACUCUUUUUUCGGCAAGAGGAAAAGCUGUCCUUUUCUUUAAACUUAUUACCAGUUGCCUUAUCUGAAAAAAUGAAGAGAAUAGAACGAAUUCAACUGUAAAGUGGAAAUAUUAUAAUUAAUAGCUUACAUAUUUACUUCAAAAACAUUCAGAUUUUACCUACAGCCACCACUUGUCUCAUUAAAUUUUUCCAUGUUGAAUCGUCGAAAUCUCCUCUUAUCUAGACAGUCAGAUCCCAAGCACUGAAUGUUUAUUUUGUACUUUGUAGCUGAUGUUGUAUUUCAGUAGUACUGAAUAUCAUUAUAACUGUUGUUUGAUCAGGGAUUUUCCUAGUUUACAAUCUUUGUUCGUUUUGAGAAAAGCAGGCUUUCCUCUGUAAGUUACGUGUCUUGCUUUAAGCAGAAUUCUCUGUAUCAGUGAUAUUAUUUUAUUUUUGUUUUGUUAGCAACUUGAUUUUAUCCUAAAAGAAAAAAGAAAGGAAACCACUCUCGCUGUUAAUGUAGUCUUACGUGCAUUUAAGACAACUGUUGUGUUGAUUUUUUGUGCAAAUUAUUAGGAAUUCAAAUAAUUUUGUAAAUCCCUGUAAAUAGGCCUAUUGUUUAUGACUUUAGCUUAAAUCAAAUUAAGUGAUCUAAGUGAAACUUGAAGUUUUGUACAUUUUAAUCUAAAGCACUGUUUAAUGUGAAAAAUGAAAAGCAUUAUUGUGGUGUCAGGUUUUAACUUAAAAUCAGUACUGCCAUCCAUGAAAGCAGUGAUACACAGUCGGUUAAAAAUUGUAUUAGUUUUGACAGCACUACUCGCAUUAGUGCAGCUGAGAAUUGUUUAUAAAAUGAGAAUAAUUUGAUUACAUCAAAUCGUGAACAAUGCGAUAAUUAAGUGAAGAAUUCUUCAAUGAUCGGUAUAAAAUCAUAGUGAGUGAGGAAAAGGAAUCAAACGUUUAUUUUUCACAUAGCAUUACUUACCAUUGCAUAAUCAUGCUUUAAAGAACUGAGAAAUUUACUGUUUCUACUGAGAGUACAAAACUAUCUUAUUAGAAGAAUAAUAUGAUUUACUUAAUAACCCACUACUGCAUGAUGUGUAAUUUAUAAGUGAAAAAAAUUAAGAAUAAUGAUAAAAUGAAUUAUAGAACGUUUAAUUAGCAUAAAUUGUAAUUUGUAAUUGAUUGACGAGUCAAUUUAUCGGAGGAGUAAGUAAUUGAAUUGAAACAUUAUUGUAAGCAUUUGUGAGAUAUGUAUCCAUAGAGUAAUUUUAAGUCGUAGUUGAUGAAUUUUUUAAAAGCUAGUUGAAAUUUAUUAUGUUGUUUUUAAGGGAUAAAAUCUUGAAAAUGAUAACUAAAAUUACUACCAUUACUUGUGAAUUAUCAAUAGCCUCUGUAAUUAAUUUCAAUUUUAUAUUCUUUUCAGGGGGUUGUCUCUAGUUAAUGCUAUUAUUCAUAAAGAUUUUAAAAUAAUAUUCUUAGUGUAAAUUUAAUCAAACUACAAUUCAGCUAUUGUCAUCAAAUAUACCAGCAUUAACUUUCACCUAUCUUCAUGAAUUCAUGAUCAUUUUUAGUACUAAAAAUAUUAAUAUUAUAUAAUAGGUAUCAUACUUAUUUCUUUUUCAUCCCCUCCAUACCCUACCCCUUUUCAGACCUAUAUUUUUCCAUGUAGGUUCACAUACAGUGGGAUCUAAGUCUUAUGUUCUUUUAUCGCAACUUUUUAAUAAUCUUACUCAUAUUGAACUGGAAAAAUCCUCAAACUUAUCGUUAUGAUUUGAUGAUAUUUAUUUUGACCUGUGCAUUUCUUUGGGUCAUAAAAGUGAAAGAAUAUUUACUAAUUAUCCACUCUAUUUCAAGUAUGGAGGUGUUGGUAUUUCUUCAUCCCUGCAAUUUUAUUUGAUUAUUUAUUUGUGUAUUUAUAUUUUUUAACAAGUUUAACAUUAUCACUUAUCAUGUUAUUUUUCAUUUGUUUUUAUUGUUAUAUUGUAAAAUUUCCCAUUUCUUAAUGGGACUCUCUUCCUUUGUUUCUUUACUUUUUAUCUUUUGAUGCAUUAAUUAAUUUAAUUUCUAUCUAUUUAAUUUUAUCCUAAUGAAUGAAUGAAUACAUAGUCUCAUUGUUUAUAGA